GUCAGGCGGAAAAGAGUUUCUACUUCUGCGAAGACUGCGCAGGCUAACGGCGCAUUCCCGCCAUCUUUCUCGGAAACAGCGUAAGUGCGGUUCGUGAAUGGGCUGAGCUGUAGUUCCCGAACGUAAAACCUGCGCAGGAUUUUUUUGGUACCGAGCGGAGAGGAGAUGCACACGGCACUCGAGUGAGGGGACCAAUAACGAGGACACAAUGCGAGUGCACGUACACACCAAAUUCUGCUUCCUGUGCGUUCUCACCUUCAUCUUCCAUCACUGCAACCAUUGCCAUGCGGAUGGACAUGACCACCCAGCCGUCAAUCAUCAGCACAUCGACCUGCAGAUCUCUGAGGCUCCGUAUGUCCGAGCCACCACCGAGUCCAACGCUCAAGAAGGGGGACCUCUAGAGGAAGAGCAGCGUUUCUACAUCCAGCAGCUGUUCAGGCGCUACGGACAGAAAGACCGGUUAGACUUCCAUGGCUUCCAGAGUCUCCUGAUGAGUCUGGGUUUAGGGAAAGUGAAGUUGGUAAGCGUGGAUCAUGAGGAUCUGGGUCAUGACCAUGUAGCCCACCUUGACCUGUUGGACGUUCAGGAAGGGCUUCACUCACACUCAUCCUCUAGCGACGACCACAAUCAUGAUCAUCACACUCAUGACCAUCACGACCACAAUCAUGAUCAUCACGACCACAAUCAUGGUCAUCACAGUCAUGACCAUCACGAUCACAGUCAUGACCAUCAUGACCACAAGCCCCGUCCUCCACGAACAGAACAGGUUCCCACACGAUGCAGCCACACCACUGCUUCCAGUCCGCCUACUGGUGAGCCGAGUGGGAACCAGGAACAUUCUGAUCAUGAUGCACAUGAUGAGGACCACCCACAGCAGCAAACAGAGGUACAGAGCAGCCGCAAACAUCUAACCUCUGUGCAUCAGGGCCACAGAAACCACAGCCAUGACCGACACAAUCACACCGAUGGACAGCUGGAGCCAGCAGUCGGUCCGACGCAGAGUCCAGCCAGGAGGACCAGGAGGCCGGGAAAGGUCAGAGGCCAGCGGAGGCCCAACAAGUUACCCACACCUGAAACGCCCCAACCUGGGGGUCAUGACCACGAACACGGUCAUGACCACGAACACGGUCAUGAUGGGGGUCAUGACCACGAACACGGUCAUGAUGGGGGUCAUGACCACGAACACGGUCAUGAUGGGGGUCAUGACCAUGAACACGGUCAUAAAGACAAGAGAGAGGCUCCAGGUGUGGCUGCUGUGGUUGCAGCUUCACCAGUGCUUAUAAAGCAUCCAAGUGGAAUGACGCACCAGCAUGAGGAGUGUUUGAACCUGACUCAGCUCCUCACCUACUACGGCCUACAUCCCAACUCGGUCAUCUCCCCCAGCGAGUUCACCUACCUGUGCCCCGCCCUGCUCUACCAGAUAGACACCCGCGUCUGCAUCCGCCAUUACCAUCAGAUGGAGGUGGAGCAGGAAGCCCUGCAGCCCAUCAGUUCUGGUAAGGAGCCGAACAUCGACCCGGUGGAGGCAAUAAGUCUGAGGAGAACACAUGAGGAGUGUUUGAACCUGACUCAGCUCCUCACCUACUACGGCCUACAUCCCAACUCGGUCAUCUCCCCCAGCGAGUUCACCUACCUGUGCCCCGCCCUGCUCUACCAGAUAGACACCCGCGUCUGCAUCCGCCAUUACCAUCAGAUGGAGGUGGAGCAGGAAGCCCUGCAGCCCAUCAGUUCUGGGUGGGUGUGGCUCUGGGGCUUCGUCUCCAUCACCAUCAUCAGCCUGCUGUCCCUUUUGGGGGUCGUUCUCGUCCCCAUCCUCAAGCAGUCCUGCUUCAAGUUCCUGCUCACCUUCCUGGUGGCGCUAGCAGUGGGAACGCUCAGCGGAGACGCUCUGCUUCAUCUGCUGCCUCACGUGAGUUCAGCCCGACCCGAAAACCCAGAACAACCGGCUGGCAUGAAAAGCUUCUGGGUCAGAAGGACUGGAUCCAAACAGCAGCUCAGUGAAAAUAAAAGGCUCAGAGCUUUUAGCUACCCGGAGAGCUCCACCGUUUCCUGCGACAACGCCCACAACGACACGCAGCUCAGCGAGCUGCAGCCGCCCGACUCCCCCUCCACCAAGACGCCGCUGGCGCCCGGCGCCGACGGAGGCCGCAAGGCCCGCAAGCACGGACACGGACACUCCCACGGAGGGAACUGCCACUCGGACCAGGAGAUGAAGGACGCCGGCAUCGCCAGCAUCGCCUGGAUGGUCAUCAUGGGAGACGGCAUGCACAACUUCAGCGACGGCCUGGCCAUCGGCGCGGCGUUCAGCUCCAAUAUCACGGGAGGCAUCAGCACGUCUGUGGCUGUCUUCUGCCAUGAACUACCUCAUGAACUCGGGGACUUUGCGGUCCUGCUGAAGGCCGGCAUGUCGGUGAAGCAGGCCAUCGUCUACAACCUGCUGUCCGCCCUCAUGGCGUACGUCGGCAUGCUGAUCGGCACUGCCGUGGGCCAGUACACGCACAACGUCACCAACUGGAUCUUCGCCAUCACCGCCGGCAUGUUCCUCUAUGUGGCACUGGUGGACAUGCUGCCGGAGAUGCUGCACGGCGACAGCGAGGAGCACAAGCGCUGCCACCUGGGCCACUUCGUCCUGCAGAAUGUCGGCAUGCUGACCGGCUUCGCCAUCAUGCUGCUAAUCGCCAUCUUUGAGGACCGCAUUGUGUUCGACUUCGGCUUCUAGCGGCCGGACGCCGUCCUGCAUGCGCUCCGUUGUUCUGCGCGUCGCGUCGUGCUGCUAGCGAUGUUUACGAAGCACAACGCCCAUCCGUGUCAUCGUUUUGUCCUUUGUCGAGUCCCACCUGCUGAUGUCAUCACGCCGCGUCUUGACAGGAACAGAAGCAGUCCUUCGCACAAUAUGUCGUGUUUUUGUGUCGUCUGGGUUCGUAGGGAACCUGGAUCGGUAGAGUAGCCGCCAAACAGGGCUGGGUGAUAAAUCCAAUUCAUCCGAGUUGGAUUCUUGGUUUAUGAAGAGUUGUUUUUUUUUUUUUUGUUUGUUUUUUUUUUGAAAAUCUGAAUUUUUGUUUGUUUUUUCACCAAUACAUCCUUUGUUUCCAGAGUUCAGCGGACAUUUUGAUUCAAAAGCAUUUUUUACAGCUUCUGUUUAUUUGGAAUUCAGGUCAACGCUACAAAGAAAUAUAACGGCCAGACCACGAUUUUAUUUUCAAAUUAUGAAAACAAAUAUGUACGACAAUAGUUAAAUAAUACAAUAAAGACGCAAUAUUACAAGAAUAAACAUCUUGUGAAGUUAUACUUUUGUACCAGUAAAAGAAAUACUUCAUUUUUUAACUCAUCAGCAUCAAAUUAUCAUCAGUAGCAGGACUUUGAAACAAUCGUGCAACUGAGUUUAUUUCAAAUAAAGGACAAAAUGAACUUGAUAACGUUAAAAGUUUUUCUGGAAAUUUUAAGACGUUUUUCUGGUAAAAUUGCGUCUAUCUGCUAGUAUAACUUUAUUUUCAAAUCCCGGCCGUGCAAAAGAAAUCUGUUGAACUUGGAACUGGUAUGAAGAAAUAGUCGCGUUUAUUUUGGUGUUGUCGCCCAGCCCUGCUGCCGAAGCCUGUUAGCUUUAGCAUGUCCAGCUGUCCGCCAUGUUUCUGAAUUGAUCCAAUGAUCUGGAGCCAAACUGCAACGAUUUUCGCGUCAGACAUUCAUGUUUUAAUGAGAACUACGAAGCUACAUAAGAGCCAUAAAGUUUGCACCAAAAAAA
Messenger RNA from Poecilia latipinna (sailfin molly), 3742 nucleotides. RefSeq names its product zinc transporter ZIP10-like. The coding region runs from base 209 to 2719 and encodes 836 amino acids. Gene Ontology annotation, molecular function: zinc ion transmembrane transporter activity; monoatomic cation:bicarbonate symporter activity. Gene Ontology annotation, biological process: zinc ion import across plasma membrane; intracellular monoatomic cation homeostasis. The record is from RefSeq and is a predicted model, not a curated record. Gene Ontology annotation, cellular component: plasma membrane. Lineage: Eukaryota; Metazoa; Chordata; Actinopteri; Cyprinodontiformes; Poeciliidae. The transcript is spliced from 10 exons.